GGAGCCCGGGUGAAGAUGGCGGCAGCCGUUCUGAGUGGGCCCUCGGCGGGCUCCGCGGCCGGGGUUCCCGGCGGGGCCGGGGGUCUGUCGGCGGUGGGCUCGGGCCCGCGUCUCCGCCUGCUGCUGCUGGAGAGCGUGUCCGGGUUGCUGCAGCCGCGCGCGGGGAGUGCCGUGGCGCCCGUGCAUCCCCCGGUGCGCUCGGCCCCGCACUUGCCCGGGCUCAUGUGCCUUCUGCGGCUGCAUGGGACGGUGGGCGGGGCCCAGAACCUGUCCGCCGUCGGAGCGUUGGUGGGGCUCAGCAAUGCGCGGCUCGGUUCCAUCAAAACUCGGUUUGAGGGCCUGUGUCUGCUGUCCCUGCUGGUGGGGGAGAGCCCCACGGAGAUGUUCCAGCAGCACUGUGUCUCCUGGCUUCGGAGCAUUCAGCAGGUCCUGCAGUCCCAGGACCCGCCCCCCACAAUGGAGCUGGCUGUGGCCGUGCUCAGAGACUUGCUCCGGUAUGCAGCCCAGCUGCCUACGCUCUUCCGGGACAUCUCCAUGAAUCACCUCCCCGGCCUUCUUACCUCCCUGCUGGGCCUCAGGCCAGAGUGUGAGCUGUCGGCGCUGGAGGGAAUGAAGGCCUGCAUGACCUACUUUCCUCGGGCUUGUGGGUCUCUCAAGGGCAAGCUGGCCUCAUUUUUCCUGUCCCGGGUGGAUGCCCUGAGCCCUCAGCUCCAGCAGUUGGCCUGCGAGUGUUACUCCAGGCUGCCGUCUCUAGGGGCCGGCUUCUCCCAGGGUCUGAAGCACACGGAGAGCUGGGAGCAGGAGCUGCACAGCCUGCUGGCCUCUCUGCACAGCCUCCUGGGUGCCCUGUACGAGGGAGCAGAGACAGCCCCUGUGCAGUACGAGGGUCCUGGGGUGGAGGUGCUGCUUACACCCUCAGAGGAUGGGGACACCCAUGUCCUUCUCCGGCUCCGGCAGCGAUUCUCUGGACUGGCCCGCUGCCUGGGGCUCAUGCUCAGCUCUGAGUUUGGGGCUCCCGUGUCUGUCCCCGUGCAGGAAAUCCUGGAUGUCAUCUGCCGGACCCUCAGCAUCAGCGCCAAGAACAUUAGCUUGCUUGGAGAUGGUCCCCUGCGGCUGCUGCUUCUGCCUUCCAUCCACCUUGAUGCCUUGGACCUGCUCUCCGCGCUCAUCCUUGCGUGUCGAAGCCGCCUCUUGCGCUUUGGGGCCUUGAUCAGCCGCCUGCUUCCCCAGGUCCUCAAUGCCUGGAACCUUGGCAGGGACACCCUCGCUCCAGGCCAGGAGAGGCCUUACAGCACUGUGCGGACCAAGGUAUAUGCUGUGUUGGAGCUGUGGGUGCAGGUGUGCGGGGCCUCGGCCGGAAUGCUUCAGGGGGGGUCCUCAGGUGAGGCGCUGCUGUCCCACCUGCUCAGUGAUAUCUCCCCGCCGGCUGACACUCUGAAGCUGCGCAGCCCGCGGGGGAGCCCGGACGGAGGUCUGCAGACAGGGAAGCCCAGCGCUCCCAAGAAGCUGAAGCUAGACGUCGGGGAGGCCAUGGCCCCACCCAGCCACCGGAAAGGAGACAGUAACGCCAACAGUGAUGUGUGCACAGCUGCACUGAGAGGACUCAGCCGGACCAUCCUCAUGUGUGGGCCUCUCAUCAAGGAGGAGACUCACAGGAGGCUGCAUGACCUGGUGCUGCCCCUGGUCAUGGGGGUCCAGCAGGGCGAGGUCCUAGGCAGCUCCCCGUAUACCAGCUCGCGCUGCCGCCAGGAGCUCUACCGCCUGCUGCUGGCUCUGCUGCUGGCACCUUCCCCCCGCUGCCCGCCUCCCCUCGCCUGUGCCCUGCAAGCCUUCUCCCUCGGCCAGCGAGAGGACAGCCUCGAGGUGUCGUCAUUCUGCUCAGAAGCACUGGUGACCUGUGCUGCCCUGACCCACCCCCGGGUUCCUUCCCUGCGCUCCAUGGGCCCUGCCUGCCCCACGCCUGCCCCAGCUCCCCCUCCUGAGGCCCCAUCUCCAUUCAGGGCCCCUCCCUUCCAUCCCCCCGGCCCCAUGCCCUCGGCGGGCCCCAUGCCCUCCGUGGGCCCCAUGCCCUCGGUGGGGCCCAUGCCCCCAGCGGGCCCCAUGCCCCCAGCAGGCCCCAUGGCCCCGACACGCCCUGGACCUCCAGCCACAGCCAACCACUUGGGCCUCUCUGUCCCGGGCCUGGUGUCUGUACCCCCCCGGCUCAUCCCUGGUCCUGAGAACCACCGGGCAGGCUCAAAUGAAGACCCUGUCCUUGCCCCUAGUGGCACUCCUCCCCCCGCUAUCCCUCCAGAUGAAACUUUUGGGGGCAGAGUGCCCAGGCCAGCCUUCGUCCACUACGAUAAGGAGGAGGCAUCUGAUGUGGAGAUCUCCUUGGAAAGCGACUCUGAUGACAGUGUGGUGAUUGUGCCCGAGGGGCUGCCGCCCCUGCCACCCCCACCGCCCUCAGGCACUACGCCACCCCCCGUGGCUCCAGCCGGGCCACCAGUGGCCUCCCCUCCUGUGCCAGCCAAGGAGGAGCCUGAGGAGCUUCCUGUGGCCCCGGGGCCCCUCCCCCCCCCACCUCCUCCCCCUGUGCCGGGCCCUGUGGCCCUGCCGCCGCCACAGUUGGUACCCGAGGCGACUCCUGGUGGAGGAGGACCCCCUGCCCUGGAGGAAGACCUGACGGUUAUUAACAUCAACAGCAGUGAUGAGGAGGAGGAGGAGGAGGAGGAGGAGGAGGAAGAGGAGGAGGAGGAGGAGGAGGAGGAAGAGGAGGAGGAAGAUUUUGAGGAAGAAGAGGAGGAGGAAGAGUAUUUUGAGGAGGAAGAGGAGGAAGAAGAGGAGUUUGAGGAGGAGUUUGAGGAAGAGGAAGGGGAGCUGGAGGAGGAGGAGGAGGAGGAGGAUGAGGAGGAGGAAGAAGAGCUGGAUGAGCUGGAGGAGGUGGCAUUUGGUCCAGCAGCAGGGGCAGCAGAGGAAGGCGGGCCUCCACCCCCAAGCCCGCCCCCUGCCCUGCCCCCCGCCCAGUCCCCCAAGAUGCAGCCUGAGCCCCCAGGGGAGACCGGGCUGCUGCUGGAGGUAGAGGAGCCGGCAGCGGAGGAAGAGCCCGGGGCCGAGGCUGCCCCCACGCUGGCCCCCGAGGUCCUCCCCCCCCAGGGGGAGGGGCCGCGGGAGGUGGGGAGCCCCCCAGCCGUGCCGCCGCCUCAAGAGCUUAUUGAAGAAGAGCCCCCAGCUCCCCCAACUCUGCUGGAAGAGGGGACUGAGAGUGGGGGGGACAAAGUGCCAGUCCCCCAGGAGACGCCUGCGGCAGAAGACGUGGAGGCCGAGGUGGAGGCAGAGACGGCAGCCCUGCAGGAGAAGGAGCAGGAUGACACGGCUGCCAUGCUGGCUGACUUCAUCGAUUGUCCCCCUGAUGACGACAAGCCACCACCGGCCACAGAGCCUGAUUCCUAGUCCUCUCUGGCGCCCCCCCCUCCCGGUUUCCAAUAAAGUUAUGUCCUGGGAUAACA
Messenger RNA from Canis lupus familiaris (dog), 3488 nucleotides. It is a transcript of the gene PELP1, whose product is annotated as proline, glutamate and leucine rich protein 1. The record is from RefSeq and is a predicted model, not a curated record. Lineage: Eukaryota; Metazoa; Chordata; Mammalia; Carnivora; Canidae. The transcript is spliced from 17 exons. Gene Ontology annotation, biological process: rRNA processing. Gene Ontology annotation, cellular component: nucleus. Bases 16 to 3432 code for a protein of 1138 amino acids.